Molecule: messenger RNA, 2265 nt
Organism: Frankliniella occidentalis (western flower thrips)
Lineage: Eukaryota; Metazoa; Arthropoda; Insecta; Thysanoptera; Thripidae
Gene: RYBP
Product: YY1-associated factor 2
Exons: 1
Coding region: 181-666 (161 amino acids)
Biological process (GO): positive regulation of DNA-templated transcription
Cellular component (GO): nucleus
Molecular function (GO): transcription coregulator activity; DNA binding
Source: RefSeq, a predicted model, not a curated record
GGGAGGGUGAGUAGGGAAGGGCCUGGCCUAAAGGGCCCCAUCAUGAGGUCCAAAGCAGCUAAGAGAGCAAAAUCCGUGAUGUUGGUUGAAAGGGAUGUGCUGACCGGUGGUGUCUGUGCUGAGCAAGCCAAGCAGUCUCCUUGGUCCACAAACAUUGGUUGCUGUUGAGGCGCCACAAACAUGUCUACAAGUAGUGUUGAAAGAAAUAAAAGGCAAGCCAAAGUGUUGGAAGAGAACUACUGGGACUGCAGCGUGUGUACAUACCGCAACACUGCGGAAGCCUUCAAGUGCCUAAUGUGUGACGUUCAAAAGGGAACUUCCACACGCAAACCGCGCAUAAAUCCUCAGCUGGUUGCGCAACAAUAUAAUCCAACUCCUCCUAAAACUCAUAAACGUGAAGGAAAGGACAAAUCUGAUAAAAAAGAUUUUGACAAGUCUGAGAAAAAGAACAGGCGACCACCACGUCUCAAAAAUGUAGAUCGCAGUACAGCGCAGACUGAAAGAGUGACUGUUAACAAUGUUACGGUGAUGAUAACAGAGUUCAAGCCUAAGGUACCCGUUGACCAGUCUGGUGCUUCAAGUAGUGUUUCAUCAGAGAAAGAUAGUCAAUCGGAAACAAGUUCAGAACCAAGGAGUCCUAUGGGCACAGAUUCCCGCAGUUCUUAAAUUUUGUAACUUAACUCCCAUUCUUGGGAAUCAUGCAUAUACAUUUAGUUGUGUUAACAUAUACUGUAUCUUACCAUUGCAACUAAAAAUGGAUUGAUUUUCAUGUUCACACAUGUUUUAAACAUGUUUCAUUCUAUUAUUUAUCUUUAUUUCUUCUUGUUAUAUGAAUCUCUUGUAGUGCAUCUUCAUGUAACUCUAUGUCAUGUAAUUCAACAAAUGUCACUAUACUGUCUGUAUAAAGCAUUAUUUUAAUCCGUUAUAAAUUGUGAUUGUAAACAUAUGUGUACCAUAUAAAACAAAGAAUUUAUUAAGAGCAGAAGCAUAAUAUUUUAAAGACUUAGGUUUGUAUAUUGUAAGUUUUAAAGCUCAACCAGCUAUACUUGAUUUUAAAAGUUAUGUCAAUCUGAAACUGAAAUAAUCAGAAAUGAAUUAGUUCUAUGAAUUGGGUUGGAUCAUUGUAUCCCACAUAGUACUCCUUUUUUCCCCCCUCACACAUACUGUAAAUUGCCUCCCCCACCUGAAAUAGUUGUAACAAUGUUUUUGUUCCAACAUUAAGGUAUAACUUCAUUAUCAUUGCCCACAUUUUCCAAAUGUCAGUAUUGAUGGAUAAGGUUAACUUUGAAUCUGGAGCUACAUGUGUAAAGAAGACAAAACAAAAAGACUGAACAUUUUCUUUGAAUUGUGUGUGUUUAACAUUGAAUGAUUUUCUGUUUUUCCAAAAAUAGUUACAGAUCAUAUUUCUGAAAUGUGUCCAUCUGCCCUUUAAUUUCACCUUUAUCAGUUUCAUUAAGCCUUAAUCAAACUCAUUUUUCAUGGUUGUGUUUUGUCCUUAGGGCCCAUGCUUGUCCACAAUACUACUUCUGAUUGUUGUCAUUUUAACUGUCUUCAAUUAUGUGUAACACUAUCACUACAGAGUGUAAUGUAUUUUAAUUUUUUAAUUUGAAUGAUAUGGUAAAAGUUUUGUUUUCAAACCUAUAAAUUAUGUACAGCCUUUGGUGGAAGUGACAAUUUGCUGUAUAAUUUUCCUAUCGAGUCUCUCUCUUUUUCCCCCUUUUUCUUCCACACAUGGAUGAGUUAAUUGGUAAUAUUUUCUGAAUUAUUAUGCCAUUGAAUCAUUCUGUAAAUCUCUGGAAGCCCCCGCAACUCAUGACUGGCAUGUAUAGUAAUGCUGUAUCCAUGAAUGUUGACUGUUUCCAUUUCAGGUUAUUUUGUCAAUAGAAUUUGCUGUCUUGUUCUAUAUCUGUCACACUGUGUUAGAACUCUAUCUAAUCAAUUGUGUCAAAUUUUAGUUCUAUCGUCAAUUGCUUUUGCUCUCAGCACAAUGAUGAUUUGGUAGAACUACCAAAGUGUUCUCCGAGCAAAUCUAUUUACUGCCGUACAUAUUAAUUACCUAGUAUGUAUUGUAAGAUAGGAAAAAUUUUAUUAUUUUUAAAAGGGAAUUAAAGCAACAGAUUUUCAUGUCAUUUAUGUGAUGGGCAAGACCCUGAAUCAAUUUUGAAAACAAAGAACCAAAGAAAUAUUGGUGUAACUAGAUUUACUGCUCCUUUUGAAGUACUUAUAAACUUUGAUGAAUUGAAUAAACCAAGCUUGUGUCUCCAA